GUCGACACGGUCCAGGAUGGAAGCCUGAGGGGCCCCUCGGCGGCACGCGGUGAGGGAACAUGCGAGCCUCGUCAACGCCACUAAUACUGGAGAUACAAACAGAGGACCGGCCCCCGGCAUAAACACUCCAUGCGGUUGUUUGGAGCCACAAUAACCAUGCGGGGGCCACAUGGGUAUGGCGACCGGUCACUUCAGUACCUGAUCAUCAACACGGUUGACAUCCCCUGCAGUCUGGCUUUGUCGUGACGUCAAAGCGAGGUGGACGUACCUAUUUGGACAUGACGCUCUCAGCCAGAGGAGUUCCUCCCCCUCUACGUCAGGACACGAGGAAACAAAAAGUCCACGCAGCGAGGCUUCUCCACCCUCCUCCACCUCCUCCUCCUCCUCCACCACCACCUCCAGCUCGGAUCCGCCGUCGACCGCCCGUCGCUGCUUCUCCCGCAGGAAGAGCUGCAGCUGCAGGACACGGUGCCAUGCGCACGGCGACGUUUCCGCGUGGGCCCGCGCAGUGACAGCCGCGGGGGAUGGAGCGCUCGUCAUCGCAUUCCUGCAGACGCGACCGACGGUGAUCUAGGCGGGAGGCUGCGUCGUCCUCACCCAUUCAAGACUACGUCUUCGUCUCCGGGGGAGAUCGCUUCUUGGUGACCAGAGGAACGCACAUAAGCCUCAACAAUGGGGGAGCAGCCCAUCUACAGCACGCGGGCCCACGUCUUCCAGAUUGACCCCAACACCAAGAAGAACUGGCUGCCCACCAGCAAGCACGCCGUCACCGUGUCCUACUUCUACGACAGCACGCGCAACGUCUACCGAAUCAUCAGCCUGGAUGGCACCAAGGCGAUAAUUAACAGCACUAUCAGUCCCAACAUGACGUUCACAAAGACUUCGCAGAAGUUUGGCCAGUGGGCGGACAGUCGAGCCAACACCGUCUAUGGCCUGGGAUUCUCCACUGAGCAUCACCUGUCCAAGUUUGCAGAGAAGUUUGCAGAGUAUAAAGAAGCGGCGCGCCUCGCUAAAGAGAAAAGUCAAGAAAAGAUGGAAAUGGCCACCUCGCCCUCGCAGGAGUCUCCAGCUGGGGAGCUGUCCUCACCUCUGACCCCUGUGACUCCGCCCAUGGAAAACAUCAACGGCACCGACGACAUCUGCGACACCACACCCAACUCGGAAUCCAGACCAGAACCGUCGCAGAACGCGCUGGCCUUCGCUCAUAGCCCAGCUAUGACAAAACACUGGGAGGCUGAGUUGGAGGCACUAAAGGGGAACAAUGCCAAGCUAACGGCAGCUCUGCUGGAGUCGACUGCCAACGUCAAGCAGUGGAAACAACAACUGGCUGCCUACCAGGAGGAGGCCGAGAGGCUACACAAACGAGUGACGGAGCUGGAAUGCCAGAGCAACCAAAGCCCAGCCAUCAAAUCCCAGAAGACAGAACUCAACCAAACCAUAGAAGAACUGGAGGCAACGCUGAGGGACAAAGAAGAGGAAAUGGAAAAACUCAAAGAAGAAUUGGAAACCAUGAACGACCUCAUGGAACAGAAAGAUACCCUCUCCCAGAAACUCCAGGAGACGGAGCUUCGCAGUCGGGUGCUGGAGCAGCAGCUGGCGGGGGCCGAGCAGCGCCUGGAGGAAAACCAGGAAGAGCAAGAGAACUUCAGGAAGAGCCUGCGGACGCUGCUGGAGCUGCUGGACGGCAAGAUCUUCGAGCUGACCGAGCUCAGAGACACCCUGGCCCGACUCAUAGAGGAGGCCAGCUAAGAGACGGAGCUGCCACACGUCAGCGUCACAGAGCCAUAGCACCCACGACAAGCGAGAGCCCCGAAAUCUGAUCUUAAUCGUCCCCUUGCAGCCAUCAUGCAGUCUGGAUAAGCUUGUCGUGAUCUUCUCUCCUACGUGGGAACUGUGCCUCAGCGCCAUCUGUUGUUCGACCGCCAGAACUACACCACAGCUUUCAGCAGCAGCAGCACAUCACCCUUCUUCACGCCCCCCCCAUAACACCCGGAAAGUCAUGCGGGAAAAAUUGCUGUUGGGACUCGGAAAACGGCGCCAAACUUCCUCAAAUGUUGUCCUUUCGCUACGUUGAUCCAAAGUGACUCGGCGGUACAGAGAGGCAGCAAAGCAUCGCAGUACCGGAGAAUUAAAAGGUCACGCUACACAAACACUACAGAAGAGAAUCUCUGGUGGUCCAUAGUCUGGACACACACACACCAACUACUACUUUUGACAUCCUGUUUGAUAACAGCAGUGGCGUUUUGAUACCAGACAUCAGUGGGGCAUUAUGGCAGUUUAAAGUGAAUUAUAUAAAAUAUACAGUAAUACUUAUCUUUAACAAGUUCUGCUUCCUGUAAAAUCCUGAUUUGAGUCCAACAAGUUAUUGACUGACCGCUACCUAAAUUAAAAAUGGACACCAGUUAAAGAGGAGCUGCACUUAUUCUCAGAAUUGGGGCCGUCUUUUACAAUCCUCAUGUGAGUGCGUUCUAAAUAGUAAAACAAAACUGCUAGCAAGAGGCGGCUAACAAUACAGCUAAUGGAGAUUGACCUAUUCCGCCAAUAAAUCCUUCAAAAAAACCUCCAAAAAGCAAGUAUUGUGAUACAUAUCGUAUCGUGAAGUCAUUGUCAAUAACCAUUUCAAUAAAAUAAAUCCAUCCUUCCAUUUUCUACCGCUUGUCCCUUUUGGGGUGGCGGGGGGGUGCUGGAGCCUAUCCCAGCUGCACUCAGAUUUAUAUAUAUAUAAAAAUGUAAAUAUCUAUCUAUACUACGAUAUAUUAUUCGGCUUAAAAAUUUUAAUUUUUAAACAGGUGAAAUUUAUUUUCUUAAUUUGGCUGCUGACAUACGUGGUAACAUAUAGUGUCAUUUUCAGUUGUAUUAUUUUCUCAAAACUAUCAUUAAUCUACUUGUUGAUUUCUACUUUAAAUGUGAUCAUUUAUUUUGCUGUUGAUUUGACACUGACGAUACCACAAUAUUCCAAUGCUGACAUUCCCCUUUUUUAACAUCAUUGAACGAUUCAAUCAAUUUUAAAUCACAAUUACCAUCAGACAAAAACACAUACAUGUGUUUAUAAAUAUAUAUAUAAUUAUAAACUAAAUACAAUUAUUUAUGUUAUUUUUAAUUGUUUCUUUUUCAAUACAUUUUUUUUUUUUUUUAGAUAAUUCAUUUUUAAAAAGACGUUUUUUAAGCAAUUUCCGCGUUCGCCAGCUGAGCGCGUACGUCAUGCAUCAGCAACCAAGAAAAGCUUUUGUAACCCGUUUUGAAAAAAUGUUACUGUAAUUUUUAGGCGAAAUAACGUAUUGCGAGAAUCGGUUUGAAUCGAGAAUCAAUUCUGAAUCGAAUCAUCGCCCAAAGAAUCGUAAUCAAACGGCGACUUGUUUUAAGAUUCGCAUCCCUACAAGCAACUCUAACAAAAACAGACGUUUUUACCACAGUGCCAUCUACUGGAUGUGUUUGGGCACUGCCCCACUUUGUAAUCUCAUUCAAAAUGGCCACUGCUGGACUUGAUGUAUUCAUUUUGGGAAGGACGUAGGUUGGAUUGAGCGUGAGAGCGACUUGCAUCCAGACUGCUUUGAGCUGUCUUCCUGCCAACCUCAAUGUGGUGCGUGUGUGUGUGUGCCCCUCUUGCCCCAACUGACCUUUUCAAGCCCUGCUUAAAAGUGUGCCUUCUGAGCGCACGUUAAGUCUGUUUGUAAAUAAAAUGUGUGUUUGUGCAGUGACAUGAAGGCCUACACACACACACACACACACACACACACACACACACACACACACACACACACACAUUGAGCAAUACUAGACAUGCUCUGUAUACUACACCUCUAUUGUCAUCUUAUCAGGUACUUUUUCAAGUAGCGGACUACACACACAUUCUUGUAUUUCUGACCUUCUUGAGACCUUCAAAAAAUGCCUACCUCUUGAGGACCACCCUUUCUAGAUAUAUAAAGAUUUGGAUUUACAACAUUAAUAAUGUAUCCAUCCAUCCAUCCAUCCAUUUUCUACCGCUUAAUCCCUUCGGGGUCGCGGGGGGCGCUGGAGCCUAUCUCAGCUACAAUCGGGCGGAAGGCGGGGUACACCCUGGACAAGUCGCCACCUCAUCACAGGGCCAACACAGAUAGACAGACAACAUUCACACUCACAUUCACACACUAGGGUCAAUUUAGUGUUGCCAAUCAACCUAUCCCCAGGUGCAUGUUUUUGGGGGUGGGAGGAAGCCGGAGUACCCGGAGGGAACCCACGCAGUCACGGGGAGAACAUGCAAACUCCACACAGAAAGAUCCCGAGCCCGGGAUUGAACCCAGAACUGCUCAGGACCUUCGUAUGCAAAUAUAAAAAAGGCAAGCUUUUAGUUUUUGGUUGGUUUUUUUGUAAUUGUUUUUUAAUCUUCAUUAUUUAAUUCAAGUUAUUACAGUAUGUCUCUAUAUACAUAUUUUUUUUCUUAGUAAUUUUGGCCAAAGGGGGUGCAUUUCAAUUUCUUACACACACUUGUUAUUACAUAUAUUGGCCAGAGGGGGAGCACUUCCUUUUUUUUUCUCCCACACACUUGUUUCAUUUGUUGACCAGAGGGGGAGCACAUUUAAAACCGACACACAGUCAAAUUGAAAAAUCCCUCCUUUUUGGGACCACCCUAAUUUUGAUAGAUUUCACCACCAAGGGUGCAAAUGAGACAUUCUCUUUUAGAUGCAAUGGUUUUCUGUAUUGGGACCAUGAUUUAUGUCCUAACUUGUUCACCAGUCCUCAUGUGGAAGGUAUUUUUCCUUGUAGAUGUCUCAAGAAGGGUAGUAAUACAAGAACACACACACACACACACACACGUGUCAAUGCAGCUGAUGAACCCCCGACAAACAGGAAGUGUACUGCUGUUGACCGCUCACCUGUGUGGCAGCCCUGCCGGUCAAAGCGGUGUGUCGCGAAGGGCUUCUAGAGUGUUCUAUCGACUAAAUUGUGUGACUUUCCACCCUCAGUGAAACUGGCCACAGGUUCUCUUUCACUCCUUAAAAGUUUUUUUGUUUUUGUUUUUUUUACACACUUGAUAUAAUAGUGGUACAAUUAGAGAUCAAUAUACGACAACUUUGUAUUUGUGUAAAUUAAAUGAAGGCAAAUGCAGUUAAGUGUUACUACUUUGGACACUGAAAAUGCAUAACAGUGCAAUACUCGGAUACACCAGGUUGAUUAUUAUCAUUAUCAUUAUUAUUACUAUUAUUAUGAAUCCACGGCUGCUUCUUUAAAAGUCUCCAAAAUAUUUUGGGUUUUUUUAAACCUCACACAAGAUGCUGCAACUUCUACGGUCCAAACUCACGUGCUGAAUUGAGCACUUUGUGUAACCACAUGUAGAUUUAACUAGCACUUCAACCUAGUUAGUUGGUUAAUACACUGGGAAUAAGGACUUGGGAAGAAGCUUAAAUAUAACACGCUUAAUUGUUGACGAAUGCCUUUGUACAGUAGUGGAUAAGAAGCUUUUCUUUUUCUUUUUUUUUCUUGUUUUGUAAUGUAUGGUCAUUAUGUAAGUAUGAUUGUUGUAUUUAGAGGUAUGAGAAGACUGGCAAUAUUUUUGACUAUUUAAAAGUAAUUUUGAACUCAUGAUAUUAAAGAAGUACCUCAGGA
Messenger RNA from Nerophis lumbriciformis (worm pipefish), 5583 nucleotides. RefSeq names its product homer scaffold protein 1b (gene homer1b). NCBI's taxonomy places the organism in Eukaryota, Metazoa, Chordata, Actinopteri, Syngnathiformes, Syngnathidae. Gene Ontology annotation, biological process: G protein-coupled glutamate receptor signaling pathway. The record is from RefSeq and is a predicted model, not a curated record. Gene Ontology annotation, molecular function: G protein-coupled glutamate receptor binding.